AUGGCUUCUCCAGAUUCGUACAACCAGCGCGCCCAGCGCGACGCUUCCUCCCAGCCGGACAGGCAGUCCUCCGCCGGCUCGAGCAAGUCGCACGCCGGCUCGCAGCACCAUGCUGUGCCGCCCAAGAUCCGACGCCGCAAUCGCUUAAUCACCUCGUGCCUCGAAUGCAGACGGCGUAAGCUCAAAUGCGACAAGCUGCAUCCAUGCACCAAUUGCACGCGCUUCUCGCGCGACUGCGUCUUCUUGGCUCCCGCGCUGGAUGCCGCCUCGCAGCUGAGGCUUGCCGAGAUCAAGGAGAAAAUGGGAUCCCUAGAGCGCACGCUGGAAGAAGACAUUGCCAGGAAGAAUGAAUCCCGCGCGCGUUCUAGCUCCCGGCCUGGCUCUAAGCUGCCCGGCCUGGAGGAUGUUUCAGGCGAAGAGGAUGCAAGCGAGCUGGAAGAGGAGCGAGGUCUCGAGCCCACUCCACUCGCCAUUGAAGAUGCCCCGUAUGAUGACAACAUGUGCGAUGACAACCUUGUCGAUCUCGGCGUGCAGUUUGGACGAAUGAGGAUCACAGAGCGCAUUGGAGGAUUCGUACGGCCGAAGCUCGCCCAGGAGCUUACCGAAGCCUUAAAGGAAGUCCCAGAACUCUUUCCAGAUCCUAACGAGCCUCAUCCAUCAUCCCGUCAAAUUCAUCCAAGCUCGUAUCUGAUGCCUGGGCCCGACUAUCUUGCUCCAUCUGCGAACUUUUUCUUCGCGCCCUCAAGCCGGAAGCAUGGCUUAUUGCACUCGCUUCCGGCCAAAUCCAUGGCUGACACGCUGCUCAAGCAGUAUUGGCUCGCUGUGCAUCCUGUUGCCACAGCGGUUCAUCGCCCGUCAUUCGAAAGACAGUAUGCCUCCUUUUGGAAAGAUAUCUCUAAUGGCCUGGAGCCUCGCGCUUCUUUGCAGGCUCUUGUUCUUGCAGCAAUGCUCUCAGCAGCAGUCAGUCUGUCCGAAGACACGGUGACAACCGAGUAUGGCACAACGAAAGCCGAGUUGGUCGAGAAUUUCAAGGAAGCCACCGAAGCAGCACUUUCGCGAGCCAAUGUCGUGAGGACAACAAAGCUUGAGACUUUACAAGCGUUUGUCAUGUAUCUGAUACCUCUUUGCCGUACUGAAGUCUCGCGGGCUCAUUCGGCGCUCACUGCUAUGGCGAUAAGGCUCGCAGAGUGCAUGGGUCUACACCGCGAUGGUGCCCGCUAUGGUAUACCCGCAGUGGAAACCCAUGUUCGGCGACUGGUGUGGUAUCAAUUAUGUUUCCUCGACAUCCGGGUUUGUGAAGCGAGCGGGCCUCGACCACAAAUUCGAGAAGAUGAUUUUGAUACCAAGUUCCCCCUCAACGUGGACGAUGCCGAUUUCGAAUCCAGCAAUCCGCCAACGAAAGACGCUGAUCAUUUUACGGAUAUGACCAUUGUACGGAUGCGAUUCGAAUGUACUGAGAUGGCCCGAUUGGUCUGGUUCGAACGCCCAAGAAUCGAAAAGAAGCAGACCACGCUCACAGCUGUUCUCGGCAAAAUCCAAAAUUUCCGUAGUGCCAUGGAGAAACGCUAUGGCCCCAUGCUUGAUGUUAAGAAUCCGCUACACCAUAUGUGGCAGUUGGUGUACAACAUCUUGAGUUUGCGCCUCAUCUUGAUGGUUAUGCAUCGCUAUGCCAGUAACAUGCACCGAGUCAUGCCGGACCGCUUGAGGACCCAAAUGUUGAAUUCCGCCACCCUCUUGAUCGAGAAUGCGAUAGCACUUGACACGCAUCCAAAUCUGAAACCUUGGGUCUGGUACGGUGGUGCUCACCAGCAAUGGCACACUGGACUCCUUUUGAUGGCGGAGGUGUACGCGAAAGAGCCUCAUCCGAGCUACGAGGAACGUGUCUGGCGUUGCCUCGACUAUGUGUUUGAGCUCCCUCCUUCCAUGUCCAUCAUCGACAAGGCGAAGUACAUUAUCAGCGGUAUUAGAGACCGCACACUGGUCUAUCAAACGAUGCAAGCAGCCUACGUACAAAUGGGCAACCAAGGGAUCUCUCCCAACACCCAAGCUGGCUCCGCUUCAAGCAGUGCGCAUGUCAGCCCCAACAUCCAGCAUACCCCACACCCUCACGCAGAUGCGACAACACCACCGUCCAGAUACGACAUGGGCGCUGCUGACGAUCAUUCGCGUCAUCAAGCUUACGGUCAGCAAGCUACACACUCAAUGGCUCCGCCGACACUAUAUGGCAUGCCUAAUCCUUUCAACAUGAGCCCAGGGGACACGGGCAGCAUGGGUUCAGGUGGUGUUGGAGGUAGUCCUGGAGACGAGGCCAUGCUUGAGAUUGACUGGAACGAAUGGGACAAACUUUUCCCGCACCAACUCGGGCACGGCAACCCUGCUGACAUGUAUAUCCCGGACUUCAGCUAUCCGCCAGUGAGCGACCAAACAGGCCAUGGCGUACCGACGGCGUCUGCGCCUAGUAACUCCAUGGGCGGCUUACCUUGGGGCCAUGUGGGCUCGGCAACACGACCACAGUGA
This is a messenger RNA of Lasiodiplodia theobromae, 2517 nucleotides long. Its product is annotated as Fungal specific transcription factor domain-containing protein. Lineage: Eukaryota; Fungi; Ascomycota; Dothideomycetes; Botryosphaeriales; Botryosphaeriaceae. Gene Ontology annotation, biological process: regulation of DNA-templated transcription; DNA-templated transcription. The coding region runs from base 1 to 2517 and encodes 838 amino acids. The transcript is spliced from 7 exons. The record is from RefSeq and is a predicted model, not a curated record. Gene Ontology annotation, molecular function: DNA-binding transcription factor activity, RNA polymerase II-specific; DNA binding; zinc ion binding.